Messenger RNA from Candida tropicalis MYA-3404, 1278 nucleotides. RefSeq names its product cAMP-dependent protein kinase catalytic subunit (gene TPK2). Lineage: Eukaryota; Fungi; Ascomycota; Pichiomycetes; Serinales; Debaryomycetaceae. Gene Ontology annotation, biological process: peptidyl-serine phosphorylation. Gene Ontology annotation, cellular component: cAMP-dependent protein kinase complex; nucleus. The transcript has a single exon. Bases 1 to 1278 code for a protein of 425 amino acids. The record is from RefSeq and is a predicted model, not a curated record. Gene Ontology annotation, molecular function: cAMP-dependent protein kinase activity; ATP binding.
AUGCCAAAUCUUUUAAAAAAGCUUCACAUUACUAAGUCAAACCAUUCAACAACAAGCGAACAGAAUUCUAGCUCAUCAAUGGAUUACUACCAACAACAGCAACAGCAACAAUCGCUUCCAGGAGAACAAAUUGUUCAUCCAGUUGCCCCACAAACUGGUCUGACUACUGCCAAUGUUACAGCUACUUCAACUUCCAACAUUGCACAAUCUGCUGCUUCUUCCCUUCAUUCACAACAAGUUCAACAACAAGAAAUGUCUAGAUCUAGUACUGAAGAUGCCAUCAAAAGAUCAUUAUUACCUGAACGUUCAACUAUUUCUAAAGGUAAGUACUCCUUAACUGAUUUUUCAAUUAUGAGAACUUUGGGUACUGGAUCAUUUGGAAGAGUUCAUUUAGUAAGAUCCGUUCAUAAUGGUAGAUACUAUGCCAUAAAAGUAUUGAAAAAACAUCAGGUUGUUAAAAUGAAACAAGUUGAGCAUACUAAUGAUGAAAGAAGAAUGUUAAAAUUGGUUGAACACCCAUUUUUGAUUAGAAUGUGGGGUACUUUUCAAGAUGCUAAGAACUUGUUUAUGGUUAUGGAUUAUAUUGAAGGUGGUGAAUUGUUUUCAUUAUUGAGAAAAUCUCAAAGAUUCCCAAAUCCCGUGGCCAAAUUUUAUGCUGCUGAGGUUACUUUAGCUUUAGAAUAUUUACAUAGUCAUGAUAUUAUCUAUCGUGAUUUGAAACCUGAAAACAUUUUAUUAGACAGAAAUGGUCAUAUUAAAAUCACUGAUUUUGGGUUUGCUAAAGAGGUCAGCACUGUCACAUGGACUUUGUGUGGUACACCAGAUUACAUUGCCCCAGAAGUCAUCACAACAAAACCUUAUAAUAAAUCCGUUGAUUGGUGGUCAUUAGGGGUGUUGAUCUUUGAAAUGUUGGCUGGUUAUACUCCAUUCUAUGAUUCAACACCAAUGAAGACUUAUGAGAAAAUCUUGGCAGGUAAAGUUCAUUAUCCAAGUUUUUUCCAACCGGAUGUAAUUGAUUUAUUAAGUAAAUUGAUAACAGCUGAUUUAACUAGAAGAUUAGGUAACUUGAUCAAUGGUCCUGCUGAUAUUAGAAAUCACCCUUGGUUCCUGGAGGUUGUUUGGGAAAAAUUGUUAGCAAAGGAUAUUGAAACUCCUUAUGAACCUCCAAUUACUGCUGGUGUUGGUGAUUCAUCAUUAUUUGAUCACUAUCCAGAAGAACAAUUAGAUUAUGGUGUACAAGGAGAAGAUCCAUAUCACCAAUACUUCCUCGACUUUUAG